Messenger RNA from Vigna radiata var. radiata (mung bean), 1145 nucleotides. Its product is annotated as agamous-like MADS-box protein AGL5. The record is from RefSeq and is a predicted model, not a curated record. NCBI's taxonomy places the organism in Eukaryota, Viridiplantae, Streptophyta, Magnoliopsida, Fabales, Fabaceae. Gene Ontology annotation, cellular component: nucleus. The transcript has 8 exons. The coding region runs from base 271 to 996 and encodes 241 amino acids. Gene Ontology annotation, biological process: positive regulation of transcription by RNA polymerase II. Gene Ontology annotation, molecular function: protein dimerization activity; DNA-binding transcription factor activity, RNA polymerase II-specific; RNA polymerase II cis-regulatory region sequence-specific DNA binding.
CACCUACCUACCAUCUACUUUCAAACACACCCUUUCUUUCUCUCCAUUCUGUCUUUCAUUAUUAUAUAUUAUGUUCGUCUUAGGGACAACAAACUUAAUAUUAUAUGUUCAGUACAAAUCAUCAAGCUUAAUGACCAUUUCUUUCGAAGCUUCUUUGCUUAUCCAUUCUUGAAGUGACCCAAAGGGAAAAAUAUCUACUUUUGGUGUUUUAUUUUUUCUUUUCUGACUAUAUAUAUAUAUAUAAGUUUCUAGUGUUGCAGCGAGGGAGAUAUGGAGUUUCCGAACGAAGCAAUAUCAGAAGGGUGUUCUCAGAAGAAAAGUGGAAGAGGGAAAAUAGAGAUCAAGCGGAUCGAGAACACCACCAAUCGCCAAGUUACCUUCUGCAAACGUCGCAACGGGUUGCUCAAGAAGGCUUAUGAAUUGUCUGUUCUCUGUGAUGCCGAAGUUGCUCUUGUUGUCUUCUCAAGCCGUGGACGCCUUUAUGAGUAUGCAAACAACAGUGUUAGAGGAACUAUCGAUAGGUACAAGAAAGCAUGCGCUGCUUCCACAAAUGCAGAAUCUGUCUCUGAAGCUAAUACACAGUUUUAUCAGCAAGAAUCAUCCAAGUUAAAAAGACAAAUCAGAGACAUUCAGAAUCUAAACAGGCACAUCCUUGGUGAAGCUCUUAGUUCUCUAAGUCUAAAGGAAUUAAAGAAUCUUGAGAGUAGAUUGGAGAAAGGUUUGAGCAGAGUCAGAUCCAGAAAGCAUGAGACAUUGUUUGCGGAUAUCGAAUUUAUGCAAAAGCGGGAAAUAGAGCUGCAAAACCACAAUAACUUUCUGCGAGCUAAGAUAGCUGAACACGAUAGAGAAGAACAACAACAGCAACAUAUGACAGGAAAUGUGUGCGAGUCCUUACCAGCUUCACAGACAUAUGACAGGAAUUUCUUCCCUGUAAACCUCAUAGAUUCCAGUCAUCAAUACUCACGUCAAGACCACACUGCUCUUCAACUUGUCUGAUAACCCUAUUUAAAAUUGUGGUGUGGGAUACAUAUCCCUAAGUCUCCUGAAGGGUGCCCUUCGAAUUUCCUCUGCUAAACUUCUUCCCAUGGAAACUUUAAGAAAUUAAAAUCAGCAUAUGUACUAAUAUAUCAUAUAUAUAUAUAUAU